AUGUAUGGUAAGUCGGCAAUCGGUUCGGAAUCAGAUUUGGUUCGGCCUAGCCAUGUUUCGCAAAACACACUUUUGCUUAGAGAAGGAUGUAAACUGGAUAGCACAUUUUCCGUCAUCGGUUUGCGAGGAAGUUCAGAUAUGCGUUUGAGUGUACGCGUUGGGAACUACGAGCUGUACUGUCAUGUGGCAAAGGAAUUCUAUACAUUGCAAAAAGGUGCUGUCGCUCAGCACAUUGCCAGAGCCGAGAACCUGAAAGGUCAACUGAUUGAAAGGAGCAUUGAAUCUUUGGCAACAACCAUUCGUUUCGUCAUGCUGAACUGCCGAACACUAUCGAGUGAACUCCAACAAGCCGCUCUAUCCAGACUUCUGAGAUAUCUCUGUGUGCCUUUUGCUGCACUGCAGGAAACACGCAUAAGAAAUCGGGCCGUCAUCAGCAUCGAAAAUUACACCAUACACUGCGGUGAUGCUGAUGAGAACAAAGUAGGUGGCUGCGCGAUAGCUGUGAGGAACGAUUACAAAAACCUGGUGGAGGAAUUUGGCUCAACGUCGUCUAGAUGCGCCUUUCUACGACUGCGGGAUCGUAGAGGACGUAAACUCUGGAUCGUAAGUGCUCACGCACCUACGGAAAUCGCUGAGGACAACAGUAAACACGCCUUCUAUGAUGAACUCAAUGCGUUGAUGUCUAAAAUACCAAACCAGCAGCAAUCCGAUGUGCUUGGAAAAUGGUAUUAUCCAGCGGAGCGCACGUCGGACAACGGUGACCGUGCGAACAGACGAGCCUCAUCAUCGUCUCCACGUUUAAGAGGAAUCAUCGACGCCAUCAGCUCACGUGGCAGGGGUCAACCCUUUUCACGCCUGGAGAGCAGCGCAAGCAAGCGAAAGAUGAGGACUCUUAGGCUUCAGCUCGACUACGUUCUGGAGAGGAACAUUCCUCAGUCAGAUAUCCGAAAAUCUAGAGCUGUUUGGGACGUCGCGUUCGACUCUGACCACCACCCAGUUCUUCUCAGCUUUAAGAUACGAUUCCACAAGAGAAACCGAGGAGUUCCUGUUCAACCAAAAAUCGACAUGGCAGGUCUGAAAGACGAUGAAUGCAGAACAAAAUUCCGCCAACGUGUGUCUAUUCAUGUUGGAGUACGGACCAGGAAGAAGCUUAGCGAUGCGGAUUCCUUCACAAUGUGCAUUCAGGACGCUGCAAGGGAAACGCUCCCGGUUCUAUUGCCGCAGAAGAAGUUUGCCUUUGCAUCUGCGGAAACAAAAUCCACAUACAAUUCUGUAUGUGUCGCGUGCAGCGCUGGUGAUUUCAACCAGGAAAAGCGUCUUAGAAGGAAGCUGCGUAGUCAACUGCAACAAGAUCGCGAUAACGAGUGGACGUCAAGAGCGAUGGAGUUUGAGAAGGCGUGGGAGGAGAGGAACCCGCGGAAAGCCUAUGCUCUACUAAAACAGUAUAGCGGCAAAAUGAAAAGAUGUUCUCCUGUCCUCAAUACUGGCAAUGGAGUAGCUGUCGGUGAAGCAACCCUUCCAAUUUUGAGGGAACACUUCAAUACCUUGCUGAACCAACUUGCACCGUCAGCUCCUGAACUCGAACACGUUCAUAGACCGACAUAUGCGGUUAACGAGGAGCCGCCGACCGAGUCGGAGUUCUUGGUCUGUACUCAAAAAAUGAAGAAUGGAAAAUCUUGUGGAGACGACGGGAUUAACGCAGAAAUGCUAAAAUAUCUUUUUCCGUCUGGGAUUCGUGGAAUGACAAAGAUCAUCCGUUCAAUAUGGACAGACGAAAUUAUACCUGAUUCGUGGAGACACGCUAUCAUAAUUCCUUUCCACAAGAGCUUAUCCGCCACUGAACUUAGGAAUUAUCGAGGAAUCUCCUUGUUGCAUGUUAUGGACAAAGUACUGGAGCGGAUUAUCCUGGACAGACUUAUUAAGCAUUGCGAAGAAACUACACGCAGCGAGCAAGCUGGCCUUCGUCCUGAGUGA
Messenger RNA from Necator americanus (New World hookworm), 1974 nucleotides. RefSeq lists its product as uncharacterized. The record is from RefSeq and is a predicted model, not a curated record. Bases 1 to 1974 code for a protein of 657 amino acids. Lineage: Eukaryota; Metazoa; Nematoda; Chromadorea; Rhabditida; Ancylostomatidae. The transcript is spliced from 4 exons.